Molecule: messenger RNA, 1027 nt
Organism: Dicentrarchus labrax (European seabass)
Lineage: Eukaryota; Metazoa; Chordata; Actinopteri; Moronidae
Exons: 7
Coding region: 208-846 (212 amino acids)
Source: RefSeq, a predicted model, not a curated record
CGUCACAGCCACUUCCUGUCCACACGUUACUUUCACUUUGUGAGCUCGUCGUGUCGCAGCUUCUUCUUCUGUCCAUGUGAAGUGUUUCCUCUACAGAUGAAGGUAGAAAGUCUCUGCGAGCUGAUGUGGAUGUGAAUUCAGCAGCAGCUGCCAAGGUAACAGGAUUGAGUCAGGUUGCUGUGUCUGUGUGAAGGUGUGGGCUCUGCUAUGAAUCAGUGUGAGGACAGAGAGGAGGGAGUCCCUCCCUCUAAAAGCACUCUGUGUGGGGAACAUGACACAAGGACCAAAGCUCAGAGGAUCCAUCAGAGACCAGACUGUCCUGAACCUGAACCCAGCUGUGUGUCCAUGAAGAGUGACCUCUCUAUGGAUGAUCGUAUGUACUUCCAAGAUGGCUGCCACUCUGUUGAUCAAAGGAGGAAAAAACCUGAACCCAGCUGUGUGUCCAUAAAGAGUGAUCUCUCUAUGGAAGAUCGUAUAUACUUCAAAGAUGGCUGCCACUCUGUUGAUCAAAGAGUGGACCAGGAGAGCUCAGAGGUUCCCAGUGGUCAGUCUGCCCAGCAGCAUCAAACACACCUGGACUCCAUAUUUAUGCUGCUGGAGGACAACAUUGUCACUUUUGUGAAGAACGAGCUGAAGAAGAUCCAGAAGGUUCUGAGUUCAGAUUACCCAGAAUGCUCAGAGAUUCAGAGGGAGGAUGAGGAGGUGUUGGACGGUGAGGAUGAGGAGCAGAGGAAGAGCAGCAGAGAGGCAUUUCUGAAGAUCACACUGCACUUCCUGAGGAGAAUGAAGCAGGAGGAGCUGGCUGACUGUCUGCAGAGCAGUAAGAGGAUUUCUCUAAAGAUUUAACUUGCUGGAUAAAUGAGACAUUUACUGAUGGACCAAAAGAUAUUCACAUACUCAUUCUUUAAAGCCAAAAUUAGUCACAUCUCACAAAUUAAAAUGCAUAACAAUGCCAUGAUAAUUUAUUGUAUUAAAAUUUCAAAAAUAAUCACAUUUUAUUUAAAUAUACAAAGAGAGACCACUCCUA